Molecule: messenger RNA, 1803 nt
Organism: Pipistrellus kuhlii (Kuhl's pipistrelle)
Lineage: Eukaryota; Metazoa; Chordata; Mammalia; Chiroptera; Vespertilionidae
Gene: CCNA2
Product: cyclin A2
Exons: 8
Coding region: 252-1535 (427 amino acids)
Biological process (GO): mitotic cell cycle phase transition; regulation of cyclin-dependent protein serine/threonine kinase activity
Cellular component (GO): cytoplasm; nucleus; cyclin A2-CDK2 complex
Molecular function (GO): cyclin-dependent protein serine/threonine kinase regulator activity
Source: RefSeq, a predicted model, not a curated record
CGGGAUACUUGAAACGCCUGAACAGCCGCCGCUCCAGCGGGCCCCUCGCUUGUUCUCGGUGUGUCCCUGGCUGACCACCGCGGCCGUGCCUGCGCUUUCGCAGCCUCCUCGGCUCUCGGCCAUCCCGGGCGGGCGGGCCGGGCUGAGGCGGGCGCCCGCCGGGGGAGCGUUCCUCUGCGCGGCCGGUCGGCGGGAGUGAGUGCACGCUGCUUGGCGCCGCAGGCGGAUCCCGCCGCGGCCUCGCAGCAGUGAUGUUGGGCUCCUCUGCGGCCCGCGAGGCGGGCUCGGCGCCGCUCACCUUGCAGCAGACGGCACCCCACGAGGACCAGGAGAACAUCAACCCCGAGAAGGCCUCUCCCGCCCAGCAGCCCCGGACCCGGGCCCGGCUGGCGGUCCUGAAGGCCGGGAACCAGCAGGCUCCAGCGCCGCCGCAGAGGCCCAAGACGCGACGGGUUGCCCCUCUGAAGGAUCUUCCUGUAAAUGAUGAGCGUGUCAUUGUUCCUCCUUGGAAAGCAAACAGCAAACAGCCUGCAUUUACCAUUCACGUGGAUGAACCAGAAGAGACUCGGAAGAGCCCAGCCGAGUCUAAAGAAACAGAAUGCGAAGACAUCCUGGCGUUUAAUUCAGCUAUUGCAUUACCUGAACCAAGAAAACCACUGGUACCUCUUGAUUAUCCAAUGGAUGAUAGCUUUGAGUCACCACAUGCUAUGGACAUGUCAAUUGUGUUGGAAGAGGAAAAGCCAGUGAGUGUUAAUGAAGUCCCAGACUACCAUGAGGACAUUCACACGUACCUCAGGGAAAUGGAGAUUAAAUGUAAACCUAAAGUGGGCUACAUGAAGAAGCAGCCGGAUAUCAACAACAGCAUGAGGGCCAUCCUCGUGGACUGGCUAGUGGAAGUGGGAGAAGAAUAUAAACUACAGAAUGAGACCCUGCACUUGGCGGUGAAUUACAUCGACAGGUUCCUUUCCUCCAUGUCUGUGCUGAGAGGAAAACUUCAGCUGGUGGGCACUGCUGCUAUGCUGUUGGCCUCGAAGUUUGAAGAAAUAUACCCCCCAGAGGUAGCAGAGUUUGUGUACAUUACAGAUGAUACCUACACCAAGAAACAAGUUCUGAGAAUGGAGCACCUCGUUCUGAAAGUCCUUUCUUUUGACUUAGCGGCACCAACUAUAAAUCAGUUCCUCACUCAGUACUUUCUGCACCAGCAGCCUUCGAACUGCAAAGUUGAAAGUUUAGCUAUGUUUUUGGGAGAGUUAAGUUUGAUAGAUGCUGACCCCUACCUUAAGUAUUUGCCAUCAGUUAUUGCCGGAGCAGCCUUUCAUCUAGCACUCUACACAGUCACGGGACAAAGCUGGCCAGAAUCCUUGGUACGUAAGACUGGCUACAGUUUGGAGAAUCUGAAGCCCUGUCUCCUGGACCUGCACCAGACCUACCUCAGAGCGCCCCAGCAUGCGCAGCAGUCAAUCAGAGAAAAGUACAAACAUUCCAAGUAUCAUGGUGUUUCUCUCCUCAUCCCACCAGAGACACUACAUGUGUAACAGUGAAAGACUGACUUUGCUUUCUAAGAGUUAAAUCAAGGUAUAUGGUGUACAGUUUUUAAAGUUUUAAAUUUACAAUCAUUUCUGAAUACAAACGUUAUGGUCAAGUACAAAUUAUGGUCUCUAUUCCUUUUUAAUUUGUAUAUCUUUUGUACAUGUACUAUCGUAUCUUAGAUAUGUGACUGAUUAUGAGUAGUUUUGUUAAAGUAUUAAUGAUGCCAGCUGUCAGGAUAAGAAUAAGAAUUAAUAAAUUGAUUUGGAAAACUUA